AUGGCGGCCUCGAGGGCUCUGAGGCUUACGUGCCCGUUCUUCCUCUUGUGGCACGGGGUGAGUUGCUUCUACGUGCCAGGAGUGGCUCCCAUCAAUUUCCACCGGAACGCUCCUGUAGAAAUCAAGGCUGUGAAACUCACCAGUUCGCGGACGCAGUUACCUUACGAGUAUUACUCCCUGCCCUUCUGCCGGCCGGACACCAUCAAAUAUAAAGCUGAAAAUUUAGGGGAGGUCCUGAGAGGGGAUCGCAUUGUCAACACGCCCUUCGAGGUUUCCAUGAACGUGGAAAAGAAGUGCAACGUGUUGUGUCAUGUCCCAAACAAGCCCAAGAUGUUGACCAAGGAGAGCAGCCAACUGGUGGUGGAACGGAUCCAGGAGGAGUACUACGUUCACCUCAUUGCCGACAACUUGCCGGUGGCCACGAGGCUGGAAUUCUACUCAACCCGCGAAGAGGAGGAGAAGAACAAGGACCGAGACCUUCAGUUUGAACAUGGCUACCGACUUGGGUUCACGGAGAAGAACAGGUUCUUCCUGCACAACCAUCUUUCCUUCAUCCUUUACUACCAUAGAGAGGAGGUGGAGGAGAGCCAGGAGCCCACCUAUCGGGUGGUUCGCUUCGAGGUCAUCCCGCAGAGCAUCGCGCUGGCAGAUAUGAAGGUGGACGAGAAGGGGGUCUGUGUCCUGCCUGAAGCUGCCAGCGCCUCCGCUCAAGAAAUCGACCCGAAUAAGCCAAAUGAGCUUUUUUUCACCUAUUCUGUGCACUGGGAGGAGAGUGACAUCAAGUGGGCUUCCCGGUGGGACACUUACCUCACCAUGAGCGACGUCCAGAUCCAUUGGUUUUCCAUCGUCAACUCCGUGGUGGUGGUCUUCUUUCUUUCAGGCAUCCUCAGCAUGAUUAUCAUCCGGACCCUCCGGAAAGACAUCGCCAACUACAACAAGGAAGACGACAUUGAAGACACCAUGGAGGAAUCCGGGUGGAAGCUGGUGCACGGGGACGUCUUUCGGCCUCCACAGUAUCCCAUGAUCCUCAGCUCCCUGCUGGGCUCCGGCAUCCAGCUCUUCUGCAUGAUCCUGAUUGUGAUUUUUGUGGCCAUGCUGGGGAUGCUGUCUCCCUCCAGCCGGGGGGCUCUGAUGACCACCGCCUGCUUCCUCUUCAUGUUCAUGGGGGUCUUCGGGGGCUUCUCGGCUGGCCGUUUGUACCGCACCCUCAAAGGGCAUCGGUGGAAGAAAGGCGCCUUCUGUACCGCCAUGCUGUAUCCCGGGGUCGUCUUUGGCAUAUGCUUCAUCCUGAAUUGUUUCAUCUGGGGCAAACACUCCUCGGGGGCGGUCCCGUUCCCCACCAUGGUGGCGCUGCUCUGCAUGUGGUUCGGGAUUUCCUUGCCCCUGGUGUACCUGGGCUACUACUUCGGCUUCCGCAAGCAGCCCUACGACAAUCCCGUGCGGACCAAUCAGAUCCCAAGGCAGAUCCCGGAGCAGAGGUGGUACAUGAACCGGUUUGUGGGGAUCCUGAUGGCUGGAAUUCUGCCUUUUGGAGCCAUGUUUAUUGAACUUUUCUUCAUUUUCAGCGCCAUCUGGGAGAAUCAGUUCUACUACCUCUUUGGCUUCUUAUUCCUGGUGUUCAUCAUCCUGGUGGUCUCCUGUUCCCAGAUCAGCAUCGUCAUGGUGUACUUCCAGCUCUGUGCUGAGGAUUAUCGGUGGUGGUGGAGGACAUUCCUGGUCUCCGGAGGAUCCGCCUUCUAUGUGCUGAUCUACGCAGUCUUCUACUUCGUGAAUAAGCUGGACAUUGUGGAAUUCAUCCCUUCCCUGUUGUAUUUCGGCUACACUGCCCUCAUGGUGCUGUCCUUCUGGCUCCUGACCGGGACCAUCGGCUUCUAUGCAGCCUACAUGUUUGUCCGCAAAAUUUACGCCGCGGUGAAAAUAGACUGAAGGUGCCGGCACACCCGGACGAACCACCGAGCCACCACCAGGCUUUUGGGUUUGUUUGUUUUUCCUAGGAAGGAAAACGGGGAACUUAUAUUUCCUGUUUCUCCCGAGGACAGCAAAAUCCUUUGGGAGCAGGACGCAGGAAAUAAUAACAA
Molecule: messenger RNA, 2078 nt
Organism: Protobothrops mucrosquamatus (brown spotted pit viper)
Lineage: Eukaryota; Metazoa; Chordata; Lepidosauria; Squamata; Viperidae
Gene: TM9SF4
Product: transmembrane 9 superfamily member 4
Exons: 18
Coding region: 1-1926 (641 amino acids)
Biological process (GO): protein localization to membrane
Cellular component (GO): membrane
Source: RefSeq, a predicted model, not a curated record